Molecule: messenger RNA, 2805 nt
Organism: Diatraea saccharalis (sugarcane borer)
Lineage: Eukaryota; Metazoa; Arthropoda; Insecta; Lepidoptera; Crambidae
Source: the annotation of a GenBank genome assembly
CAAUUCGACAUCCAAUGAAAAUCGCCCACGAUCUACACUAGCGCUAAAUAAUAGGAGCGGCGGCGUGUGAAACGUCAGUUCUUCACAGAAAAUCGAAAGUAUAGGAUCAUCAUAGCUUGUGAAUUAUCGUGCGAGUAUUUUACGAAGUGCUAUAACGUGCCUGAGAAAUUCAUUUUUUGAAGAGAAACUUUUAUAUCUUUAUUUUAUAAUUAGGUAAUGCGAAAGAUGCGGUGGAGUUUGCUAGCGUUAGCGUGCGUGGUCGUGGCAGUUUGUGCCGACGACAAAAAGGAGAAGGAUAAGGACAUCGGCACCGUCAUCGGUAUCGACUUGGGAACCACAUACUCCUGUGUGGGUGUAUAUAAGAAUGGACGUGUUGAAAUCAUUGCCAAUGAUCAGGGUAACCGCAUCACACCAUCAUAUGUGGCUUUCACUGCUGAUGGGGAACGUCUCAUUGGUGAUGCUGCUAAGAACCAGCUGACCACAAAUCCUGAAAACACAGUUUUUGAUGCCAAACGUCUCAUCGGUCGUGAAUGGAGUGACUCUACUGUUCAGCAUGAUGUGAAGUUCUUCCCCUUCAAAGUUGUCGAAAAGAACAGCAAGCCUCAUGUCUCAGUUAUGACUUCCCAAGGAGAUAAGAUCUUUGCUCCUGAAGAAAUCUCUGCUAUGGUCUUGACAAAAAUGAAGGAAACCGCUGAAGCUUAUCUGGGCAAGAAAGUCACUCAUGCUGUUGUCACUGUUCCUGCCUACUUCAAUGAUGCUCAGAGACAGGCUACAAAGGAUGCUGGUGUAAUUGCUGGUCUUAAUGUAAUGAGAAUCAUCAAUGAGCCUACAGCAGCUGCUAUUGCUUAUGGUCUGGACAAGAAAGAGGGUGAAAAGAAUGUCCUUGUAUUUGACUUGGGUGGUGGUACUUUUGAUGUGUCUCUGCUCACUAUUGACAAUGGUGUCUUUGAAGUAGUAGCCACCAAUGGUGACACUCAUUUGGGUGGUGAAGACUUUGACCAGAGGGUUAUGGAGCACUUCAUCAAGUUGUACAAGAAGAAGAAGGGCAAGGACAUCAGGAAAGACAACCGUGCUGUGCAGAAGCUUCGUCGUGAGGUUGAAAAAGCUAAGAGAGCUCUGUCCUCUAGUCAUCAAGUCAAGAUUGAAAUUGAAUCAUUCUUCGAAGGUGAAGAUUUCUCAGAGACCCUUACCAGAGCCAAGUUUGAAGAAUUGAACAUGGACCUCUUCAGAUCUACUCUAAAACCUGUCCAGAAAGUACUUGAGGAUGCUGAUAUGAACAAGAAGGAUGUAGAUGAGAUUGUAUUGGUAGGUGGCUCCACUCGUAUCCCUAAGGUUCAGCAAUUGGUUAAAGAAUUUUUCAAUGGCAAAGAACCAUCCCGAGGUAUCAACCCUGAUGAGGCUGUUGCUUAUGGUGCAGCCGUACAAGCUGGAGUACUCAGUGGUGAGCAGGAUACAGAUGCCAUUGUACUUCUUGAUGUCAACCCUCUCACCAUGGGUAUUGAAACCGUCGGAGGUGUCAUGACCAAACUGAUCCCACGUAACACAGUCAUUCCUACCAAGAAAUCUCAAAUAUUCUCUACUGCCAGUGAUAACCAACACACUGUUACUAUCCAAGUAUAUGAAGGUGAGCGUCCAAUGACUAAGGAUAACCACUUACUUGGCAAAUUUGACCUUACUGGUAUCCCACCAGCACCAAGAGGUAUCCCUCAGAUUGAAGUCACAUUUGAAAUUGAUGCCAAUGGUAUAUUGCAAGUAUCUGCUGAAGACAAGGGAACUGGCAACCGAGAGAAGAUUGUCAUCACUAAUGAUCAGAACAGACUAACACCUGAAGAUAUCGAGAGGAUGAUAAAGGACGCGGAGAAGUUCGCCGACGAUGAUAAGAAGUUGAAGGAGCGUGUUGAAUCCAGGAACGAGCUGGAAAGCUAUGCAUACUCGAUCAAGAACCAGCUACAAGACAAAGAAAAACUUGGUGCUAAGGUCAGUGAUGACGAUAAGGCAAAGAUGGAGGAAGCGAUAGACGCCGCGAUCAAAUGGCUCGAGGACAAUCAAGAUACUGAUGCAGAAGAAUACAAGAAACAGAAGAAGUCACUCGAGGAUGUUGUACAACCGAUCAUCGCUAAGCUAUAUCAAGGCCAGGGAGGUGUACCGCCCCCGGGCGCGGGAGGAGACGACGAAGAUUUCAAGGACGAGUUGUAACCAAACAGACUGUAAAGACCAUGUGAUUGUAUCCAAUGUGAUCUCUGGUCACUGCAGAAUGUGCACACAGUGAGACUGUUAUUAUUAUUAUGUGCACAUCCUGUAACUUAACACGAUUAUGGAGUGUUUAACUCGUGUUGUGUAUAUUUAUUGUGUGAACUGAAUUAUGAAUGGGUCGCGUGCGGCGAUCCUAGCAGUAUCGAGAUCUGAUCGAGUAUCUGCCGUCGCGCGCGUAUUUGCAUGUGCGAGCGUGUUGGUGAAUUAUUGUAUAAAAUGAUGCAUUUUUAUUUUAGUAAAGCAAUAGUUUCGAGUGCGAAUUGUGAGGACACAUUUCCGUGACUGUUUGUGAUCGAUUCAUUAGUCUUCCUCAUGUUUUGUGUUAAAGCAAUGAAUCGAUAUAGUCUCUAUUCACUCUGGAGGCUACCUCAGUGUUCUAUUUUAAUGUAUGUAUGUAAUGAGACUGCAGAAUUGUUAGUUUAUAAUUAGUUAAAUAAUAAUUAUGUAGUAAAUUAAUUAUUUCAAUGAAGUACGGAGGAGUACAUAAUAAAAAACAAUUUUCUAUGAAUAGUGUUUAUUUUUUUCGUUCACUACCUACCUAUCUCUUUCAUA